AUGGCUGCUUUCACGCAUCUCGUUCGCUUCCUGGCCAAGGAUGGGCACAUCUAUUACGGCGAUGCCAUCCUCCCGUCGGGAGCCACUGACCUUUCUCAGACGACCCAAGCAAAAGUAAUCCAGGGUGAUAUCUUUGGGGAGCACCGAGUCACCGAGAAAGUGGCCGAGGUGCGCAUGCUCCUUGCUCCUCUGGCGCGCAAGGAUAUCCGAACUGUCCGCUGCUUGGGACUGAACUACGAGCAGCACGCGAUGGAGUCCAACCUGCCCAUCCCAAAGUACCCAGUGCUGUUCUUCAAGCCCGUCACGUCUAUCGCCGGCCCAACCGACGAUAUCCCCAUCGCCCAGAUGGCUCAGGAAGGUGAAGGCCUAGACUACGAGUGUGAACUCGUCAUCGUCAUCGGGAAAGAAGCCAAGAAUGUCCCGGAGAACAGAGCUCUGGAUUACGUUCUAGGUUAUGCGGUUGGAAACGAUGUCUCUCACCGCGACUGGCAGAUCAAGCGUGGCGGAGGCCAGUGGGGUCUAGGGAAAGGCUUCGACGGCUGGGCGCCGUUUGGACCUGGCAUCGUCUCUUCCAAGGGUCCAGUCCUCUUCCACCAAGGACAUGAUUUUUGGGUGGCCAAGACCAUUGCUUUUCUGUCUCAGGGUACCACUCUCCUACCCGGCGACCUGAUUUUUACUGGAACACCACAGGGUGUCGGCAUGGGCCGAAAGCCUGCGCUGUGGCUCAAGGACGGUGAUCGGGUCGAGGUCGCGCUGGAGGGAGUUGGAUCUUGUGUCAACCGUGUAGUCUACGAUAAGCCCACCUCCAAACUGUGA
Penicillium maclennaniae is the source of this 816-nucleotide messenger RNA. Its product is annotated as fumarylacetoacetate hydrolase family protein. Gene Ontology annotation, molecular function: catalytic activity. The record is from RefSeq and is a predicted model, not a curated record. The transcript has 4 exons. NCBI's taxonomy places the organism in Eukaryota, Fungi, Ascomycota, Eurotiomycetes, Eurotiales, Aspergillaceae. Bases 1 to 816 code for a protein of 271 amino acids.